Molecule: messenger RNA, 990 nt
Organism: Cryptomeria japonica (Japanese cedar)
Lineage: Eukaryota; Viridiplantae; Streptophyta; Pinopsida; Cupressales; Cupressaceae
Product: xyloglucan endotransglucosylase/hydrolase 2
Exons: 4
Coding region: 74-913 (279 amino acids)
Biological process (GO): xyloglucan metabolic process; cell wall biogenesis
Cellular component (GO): cell wall; apoplast
Molecular function (GO): hydrolase activity, hydrolyzing O-glycosyl compounds; xyloglucan:xyloglucosyl transferase activity
Source: RefSeq, a predicted model, not a curated record
GUGCCUAUAUAAAUCAAUCAGCCCAUUUCUAUCUACAACCACACACAUUGAAGAAAGCAUUUUUGCUACUGUGAUGCAAUCAGAUUCAGCGAGUAUGGGUUUUAGAUGCCUUGGAUUUCUGCUCUUGUUAUUCUUCACAAAGGCAAAUGCCAGUGUUGGGCAUUUUUCCACAAGUCUGAAAAAUGAAUUCUCUGUCUCAUGGGGUGCAGAUCAUGUGAAUUUCCUCAGAGGUGGCCAGGAGCUGCAGCUUAAGCUUGAUCAAAACUCUGGCUCAGGCUUCACUUCCAAGAAGAAGUACCUGUUUGGGAGCAUCUCCAUGCAAAUCAAGCUGGUUCCAGGAGAUUCAGCAGGCACUGUAACUGCUUACUAUUUGUCUUCUGAGGGAAUGAACCAUGAUGAAUUGGACUUUGAGUUUCUUGGAAACAAAUCAGGAGAGCCUUAUGUUCUUCAGACAAAUGUGUAUGCAAGUGGGAAAGGUGACAGAGAACAGAGGAUUUACCUCUGGUUUGAUCCCACCAAAGAUUUUCACUCCUAUGGUGUACUCUGGACUCCUCAACACAUCUUGUUCAUGGUGGAUGGUGUGCCCAUCAGAGUGUUCAAGAAUAACAAGGCAGCUGGUGUUCCAUAUCCAGAGAGACAGGCCAUGGGAGUAUAUUCAAGCUUAUGGAAUGGGGAUAGCUGGGCAACUCAGGGGGGUCUUGUUAAGAUAGAUUGGUCACAUGCUCCCUUUGUUGCAGCCUACCGCAAUUUCCAAGCACAUAAUUCAUUCAAUGGAAGAUAUCAGACAGAUAUGCUGAGUCCUGCUGAGAAGAAGAAAUUGUGGUGGGUGAAGAAAAACUACAUGAUAUAUGACUAUUGCAAUGACAAACAAAGAUAUCCAGUCUCUCCCCCAGAAUGCACCAUAAACCCAUGAAUUGCUUGUGGCAUAGUUUAGAGCUAUGAAACAGCAGUGUAUGUGUAUAUAAAUUAAUAAACUGUUUCCAUUUUUCA